AUGAAUCGAUGCGAUUGUUUAACCGCAUUAUGUGGUUCUAUACUUGGUAUAUUAGCUUUCAGUUUUGCUUGCACAGCUUUAUCGUCACGUAAUUGGGAAAUCGAAACUCAUGUCGAUUAUUUUCGAUCAUCAUCUAAAUACAAUCAACUUCAUUUAUCACGCAUUAUGAGUAUUUUUAGUCUUAUUUUUACAUUUAUCGGUAUACUUGCAUCAUCAUAUAUGAUUAUAAAACAUUUUUCGAAAUACUGGAAUUUAGUAGCGCCCGGAGCUUAUCUUCUUGCAUCUUUUACUCUUCUGUUAGCUAUGUGUGAAGCUUCUCGAUUGAUACAUCAUAACGGUUGGCCAUCGCAUAUCUAUGGAACAGCAUUUUGUUUACUUCUACUAGCGACACAAGUUAUGGUUGCACUUUCAGGGAAACUUAUUUUUUCCUAUAAAUAA
Molecule: messenger RNA, 438 nt
Organism: Rotaria socialis
Lineage: Eukaryota; Metazoa; Rotifera; Eurotatoria; Philodinida; Philodinidae
Source: the annotation of a GenBank genome assembly